AUGAAAGCCAGUCGAAAUGGUCAUGCUGAGGUUGCUCAGCUACUAUUUAAAGGUGACGUAGAUGUUAACAUACAGGGAAAAAAUGGAGUGACAGCCUUAAUGCUAGCCAGUCAAUAUGGUCAUACCAAGAUGGCUGAAGAACUAGUCAAACAGAACGCAGAUGUUAACAUUCAAGCAAAAAAUGGAUUUUUUGCUCUAAUGCUAGCUAGUUUAAAUGGUCACACACAGAUUGCUGAACUAUUACUAAAAGAGAAUGCAGAUAUCAAUAUUCAGACAAAAAAUGGAUGGACUGCCCUAAUGAUAGCCAGUCAAAAUGGUCAUACCCAGGUUGCAGAAUUAUUACUCAAAGCUGAUGCAGAUGUUAAUAUUCAGGAUGAAGAUGGAUUGACUGCCCUCAUACUAGCAAGUCAAAAGGGUGAAACCGAAGAGACAUCCUUCAAAGUAGAUUCAAAGAGUAUUCAGAAGAACUCAGAGUAUUCGAAGAGAGCAAGAAUAGAUAUUGCACUUCUUGAAUCAGCCAAAGUUAGUCAUGACAAAGCAGCUCAAUUUCUUCUUGAUCUCGGAGCGAACACUAAUGUUGCUCUUUAUGAAGCAGCAAGAAUUGAUGAUAAUGAAGCACCAAAUAGGAACAACACCCUGUACAUAGCCAGUGAAAAUGGUCAUUAUCAAGUUGUGAAAGUCCUACUUAAUGAAAAAGCUGAUCCUAAUCUUCAAAGCAAAUAUGGAACAACAGCCCUGUACAUAGCCAGUGAAAAUGAUGGACGAACAGCCAUGUACUCAGCCAGUGAGAAUGGUCAUUAUCAAGUGGUGGAACUGUUACUCAAACAACAAGCCAAUCCUAAUAUCAGGGAAGAAGAUGAUUGGACUGCGCUCAUGAUCGCCAGUGAAAAUGGUCAAUAUCAAGUGAUGGAGCUGCUACUUAAAGAACAAGUUGAUCCUAACAUUCAAGAAAACCAUGGCUGGACAGCUCUUAUGAUAGCCAGUGAAAAUGGUCAUUAUGAAGUGCUGGAACUGCUACUCAAACAACAAGCCAAUCCUAAUGUUCAAAACAAUAACGGAGCAACAGCCCUUAUGAUGGCCAGCCACUAUGGUGAUUAUCAUAUAGUGGAACUGCUACUGAAACAUCAAUCUGAUCCAAACAUUAAAGAUAAAAUGGAAUGGGACGAACAGCCAUGUACUCAGCCAGUGAGAAUGGUCAUUAUCAAGUGGUGGAACUGUUACUCAAACAACACAGCCAAUCCUAAUAUCAGGGAAGAAGAUGAUUGGACUGCGCUCAUGAUCGCCAGUGAAAAUGGUCAUUAUCAAGUGAUGGAGCUGCUACUUAAAGAACAAGUUGAUCCUAACAUUCAAGAGAAACAUGGCUGGACAGCUCUUAUGAUAGCCAGUCAAAAAUGCACGCACAUAGCCAGUCAAAAUAGUCAUUAUCGAGUGGUGGAACUGUUACUUAAACAACAAUCAAAUCCUAAUAUUCAAAGUAAUAAUGGAAUAACAGCCCUGCACAUAGCUAGUCAAAGUGGUGAUUAUCAAGUGGUCGAACUGUUAAUUAAAGAACUAGUUGAGCUUCACAUUCAACAGAAUGAUGGCUGGACAGCUCUUAUGAUAGCAGUCAAAAAAUGGUCAUUAUCGAGUGGUGGAACUGCUACUCAAACAACAAGCAAAUCCUAA
This is a messenger RNA of Gigantopelta aegis, 1665 nucleotides long. RefSeq names its product ankyrin-3-like. NCBI's taxonomy places the organism in Eukaryota, Metazoa, Mollusca, Gastropoda, Neomphalida, Peltospiridae. The record is from RefSeq and is a predicted model, not a curated record. The transcript is spliced from 7 exons. The coding region runs from base 1 to 1665 and encodes 554 amino acids. Gene Ontology annotation, molecular function: protein binding.